AUGCACGUCUCUCGUUCCAUUCAAAUCUACCUUAAAAUAUUUUUUAUCUAUCUAUCUAUCUAUCUAUCUAUCUAUCUAUCUAUCUAUCUAUCAGCCGCUUUCGAUAUCUGUCUGUCAAUCUCACAAAUCUAUCUAAUUAAUCUGCAACUAUCUAUCUAUCUAUCUAUCUAUCUAUCUAUCUAUCUAUCUAUCAGUCGCUUUCGAUAUCUGUCUCAAAUUUAUCUAAUUAAUCUGUAUCUAUCUAUCUAUCUAUCUAUCUAUCUAUCUAUCUAUCUAUCAGCCGCUUUCGAUAUCUGUCUGUCAAUAUCAGUUUGUUUUUAUCUAUCUAAACGUUCAAAUCUAUCUAUCUAUCUAUCUAUCUAUCUAUCUAUCUAUCUGUGUCACUUCAUUAUCUAUCUAUCAAUUUUCGUCCCUUUAUUUCGCGAGUGUAAAUUUAGCAGAAUUUGUCUCAAUCACAAACGGCUCUCCCUCGUCACACAGGAGACAACUGGAAUAGGCCUUAGGCGUUAUAAAGUUGGCGGGAGGUGCACAUUACAGCGUCCAUCCUUUAUACUAAGGAUUCAUAAAAAAGGAAAUCUAAAUCUAUCUAUCUAUCUAUCUAUCUAUCUAUCUAUCUAUCUAUCUAUCUCAGUCUGUCCAUUAUCUAUCUAUCUAUCUAUCUAUCUAUCUAUCUAUCUAUCUAUCUAUCUAUCUCUGCCUUUCGACAUUGUCUAUCAAUCUCACAAAUCAAUCCGCAUCUAUCUAUCUAUCUAUCUAUCUAUCUAUCUAUCUAUCCUAAUUAAUAUCUAUCUAUCUAUCUAUCUAUCUAUCUAUCUAUCUAUCUAUCUAUCUAUCUAUCUAUGUCUUCUUUAUGAUUCUAUCUAUCUAUCUAUCUAUCUAUCUAUCUAUCUAUCUAUCUAUCUAUCUAUCUCUUUUGAUAUGUACCUGUCGAUCAUAAUCUAUCUAUCUAUCUAUCUCUUUUGA
This is a messenger RNA of Acanthosepion pharaonis, 963 nucleotides long. NCBI's taxonomy places the organism in Eukaryota, Metazoa, Mollusca, Cephalopoda, Sepiida, Sepiidae. The record is from the annotation of a GenBank genome assembly.